CAGAAUUAAUGUUAUUAAAAUUCAUUAUAUUUAUAAUUUAGUAAUAAAUUUAGCUUACUUAUUAUUUUACUUGAUCGUUUACAGUAUUUACACUUCUCGUAUGUUACGUCUGAAUAGUUAGAUAACGCUUUCAGUUGGUGAAAAAUCCAGGCGAUUUCAGUAGAUAUCAAAUAAAUAUCUUAAUUUAAAAUAUUGACAAAAAUUAACAAAAGAAAUUUGUUAGCACAAAAUGAGUUUUAACCGUUACAAAGACAUUAUUGAAGAAGGUGACACGGUCAUAUUGUAUAUAAAUCCACAAGCAAUGUACGCUAUACAAGCCCAGUCAGUAAUUGAAAAUCGUAAAGGAGAGAAGGUUGAGAAUGUUAUGCAGACUAAGUAUGGAGCAUUGAAAAUUUCAUCAUUAUUCGGAAAACCGUUUGGAUCAAAAGUGAGUUUGUCCAAUGGAUGGGCUCAUGUUUUGUAUCCCACACCUGAACUUUGGACACAGACAUUACCUCACAGAACUCAGAUUAUAUAUACACCAGACAUAAGUCUAAUUAUGUUCAUGUUAGAACUUAAGCCCGGUAGCAUAGUGGUUGAGUCAGGUACUGGAAGUGGAUCAUUGACUCAUGCUAUGGCCUUAAGAGUAAAACCUACUGGACACAUUUAUACUUACGAUUUUCAUGAACAAAGGGCAGAUCAGGCACAAAAAGAAUUUAAAUCUCAUGGUUUGUCUGAAAAUGUCACCAGUCAAUGCAGAGAUGUUUGCCAAAAUGGGUUUUGUGAUGAUGUUACUGGUAAAGCUGAUGCUGUAUUUUUAGAUUUACCUCAUCCACAUCUAGUUGUUCCAUUUGCUAUCAAAGCCUUAAAACCAUCAGGUGGUGGAAGGAUUUGCACAUUUUCGCCAUGUAUUGAACAAGUGAUGCGCACGUGUCAGACGUUGGUGGACCACGGUUUCGUCCAAAUUAAGACGGUCGAGUGUCUGGAAAAAGAAUACCAAGUGCUAAACAGGACUGUGACGACGUUCGCCACCGCCAGUAGACCGCCGUCCGCUUCGGGUCCGCAGAAUACAACCGAAGAACCUAUCAAUGAUAAGAAAUUUGUGGCUUGUCUCCCGUCUGCAUCCCCUCGCGGUCACACGGGUUACCUAACCACAGCUACGUAUCUCACGGAAACUCGACUACAGCAGCAGGAAUCGGAGAUCGAGAAUGCGUGCGAAAAAUGAAAACUCUGCAGACGGCAGCAUAAGACUUUGCCGGGGUAGAGAAGUCUCUUGUUUAUUUUUAUAUAUUAUAUAAUAUUAUUGUCUGUAUUAUUAUUUUUUACGUACAAUUAUUAUACAUCGAUACACGUAUAUAAUGUGCAUGUGCGCGCGACUGUUCAAUUGUACUGGCGCUAUAUGUAUAUAUAAUAA
Melanaphis sacchari is the source of this 1393-nucleotide messenger RNA. RefSeq names its product tRNA (adenine(58)-N(1))-methyltransferase catalytic subunit TRMT61A (gene Trmt61). The coding region runs from base 230 to 1204 and encodes 324 amino acids. Gene Ontology annotation, biological process: tRNA methylation. Gene Ontology annotation, cellular component: tRNA (m1A) methyltransferase complex; nucleus. The record is from RefSeq and is a predicted model, not a curated record. NCBI's taxonomy places the organism in Eukaryota, Metazoa, Arthropoda, Insecta, Hemiptera, Aphididae. The transcript has 6 exons.